Messenger RNA from Bufo bufo (common toad), 2668 nucleotides. It is a transcript of the gene SCARB2, whose product is annotated as scavenger receptor class B member 2. The coding region runs from base 204 to 1664 and encodes 486 amino acids. Gene Ontology annotation, biological process: protein targeting to lysosome; receptor-mediated endocytosis. The record is from RefSeq and is a predicted model, not a curated record. Gene Ontology annotation, cellular component: cytoplasm; membrane; lysosome. NCBI's taxonomy places the organism in Eukaryota, Metazoa, Chordata, Amphibia, Anura, Bufonidae. The transcript is spliced from 13 exons. Gene Ontology annotation, molecular function: scavenger receptor activity.
CGAAGCUGGGAAUAUGAAAGUGAAAUAGGCCUGACACCAUAUUACACGGAGACUGGGCGGACGCUGCUAUUGGGCGAGGCGUGACCUCCAGCCUGUAAACAGCACAGUCCUGGCGAGUAGCAUGUAGUGCUGCUGUGCCCUCACAGGACUGAAGUCGCCUGCUGUCACCGGGUGUCGCUCCUGCUGGGACCAGUGCGGAGGCUAUGGCGCGCUGGGCCAUGUACUCCUGCGGCGCGCUGUCUCUGCUGCUGCUCAUUGUCAGUGUGGUGCUGCUGCUGGCGCACACCUUCAUGGAGACUGUGGAGGGACAGGUGAAGAAGGCUACAGUAUUAAAGAAUGGGACCGAGGUCUUCAAUAACUGGGUAAACCCCCCUCCUCCAAUCUACAUGCAAUUCUAUUUUUUUAACGUAACUAACCCACUGGAGGUCCUGGAUGGAGAGAAGCCUGUGGUAGAUGAAAUUGGCCCCUAUACUUACCGGGAGUAUCGACCUAAAGAGGAUAUAGAAUUUCUUGAGAAUGGUACUGAAGUGUCUGCGGUUAAUCCCAAGACUUACAUUUUUGAACCUGAUAAGUCUGUGGGGAACCCAGAGGUGGACUUAAUACGAACAGUUAAUAUUCCUAUUGUGACACUGCUGCAAAUUACCAGAAAUAAUAAGUAUUUUAAAUACAUAAAACCAAUAGUUGAUGGAGUUUUGAAGACUUACAAUGAAGGAGUGUUUCUUACACGAUCGGUCCAUGAACUGCUUUGGGGUUACAAGGACCCUGUUCUUUCUAUGGUACAUACUGUAGUACCAGACAUUAGUGACAUGUUUGGCUUGUUCUACCAGAUGAAUGCAACCAAUGAUGGGACCUACGUGUUUCUUAGUGGUUCCAAAGGAUACAUGGAUUUUACCAAGAUUGUGGAAUGGAAAGGAGAAAGAAAUCUCAUGUGGUGGACAUCAGACACAUGCAAUAUGAUUAAUGGAACGGAUGGAACGUCCUUUCACCCAUUAAUAGAUAAAGAUGAUAUCAUUUACAUGUUUUCAUCAGACCUAUGCAGGUCUGUUUAUGCGGUUUAUGAAGCAUCAGAAAGUGUAAAGGGCAUUCCCGUCUUCCGUUUUACCCCGCCAGCCAAGGUUUUUGCCAAUGUUACCAUCAAUCCGGACAAUGCAGGAUUCUGUGUGCCAGAGGGAAAUUGCCUUCCAUCGGGCCUACUCAAUGUCAGUGCAUGCAAGCAAGGUGCUCCUAUUAUAUUGUCCUCUCCCCAUUUCUACCAAGCUGAAGAAUCCGUCAUUGCCAAUGUAGUAGGAAUGAAUCCCAAGAAAGAAUAUCAUGAAACAUUUUUGGACAUCAGUCCGCUCACUGGAAUGGUAAUUCGAGCCGCUAAGCGCAUGCAGGUCAAUGUUUAUGUCACAAAAAUUCCUGAGUACGAAAUUACUCAGAAAAUACAAACUCUGUAUUUCCCAGUAAUGUAUCUCAAUGAGAGUGUCCUGAUUGAUGACGAGUCUGCUGGAAAACUCAAGUCUGUUCUUCUGGAAGCCAGAGUGCUAGCUAAUGUUCCUUUUAUCAUCAUGGCACUUGGGAUUAUAUUUGGCAUAGUAUUUGUUGUACUUGUUUGCCGUCCAUCCAGAACACGGGAGGAGAGCUCAGAAGAAGAGAGAGGACCACUUAUAAGAACAUCUUAAUUAAUGUAGAAAUUCAAAAAAAUGAACUAUGCAAGAUCAUUGAUAUCUGUCUGGACUAGAAAAUGGAGAUUUUUUGAGGGGCUUAGACAGAGACCCCAGCUAGAAGAUGCCUUGUACCUGAGUGAUGUCUAUUGGAGAUCUUGGUGACAUACCCAUAUCCUCUACCUUACCACUAUAAAAUACUAAGCACAUGUUAAUAUACACAUUUACUAAGCGUUGAUCUGACUCAUUUAAUGAAAAGUAACAAUUCACUGUGAUACCAGAGUGGUGAAACCAUGCUCUCCUUAAAGUUCACUGUAUACAGUUUGGCACAAAGUCGGACUACAGAUUUGGCACACUGCAUGCAGGAUUUGACUACAGGAUGAUUCCUUUCUAGCUGCAAAAUAGUAUAGUCUGCUAUGCUGUUCUACCCAGUAACCAAAACGGAAAAACUUACGGUACAUUAAGAUUCAUGACUAGGUUGUUGAGACUGUAACUGAUCUGAGACCACAUCUUGAGAAAUCUACAUGACUUGUAAAAUAAUAUUCUUCAUAAUUGUGAUCUUCAAGGGGUUUUCCAGUGAAACAAAAAGAGUUGGGUAAGAGACCUAAAAACAUAAAAUAAGUGAUACUCCCCUCCACUAGUUCCACCACCACAGCAGUUCCAAAGCUGCCUGGACCUUGAUGUCCUCUACUUUCAUUUCCCGUACUAACAUGCAGGAAAUGCCCCGUAUAGCCCUCUCAGCCAAACACUGGCUGCACAGGUGACCCACCACACCCAGUGACUGGCAGAGAGGGCAUUUGGAGGCAUUUCCUGUGGGUCAACACUAGGUCAAGUAGAAGGGACCUGAGCUGUGGCAGGGAGGUAUGGCUUCUUUUAUGUUUUUAAGUCAUGCAGACCUCUUUGACAACUAUUUUUGUUUCACUGGACAUCUCCUUUAAAUGAAACGCAUCAACAGAAGUUUUCAUUUUUGGUGUUUUUUUUUAAAAUAUUCUAAUUUUCACUUUGGACAGUAGAGCAAUCAC